GCAAGGCAUCUGAUUUGUCUCUUCCUUUUUCUGUGAAAUGAAUAAUGUUCAUUGGAAGGCUGCUUUGCUUUGUAAGCUAAAUAUAUGGAACAAAAAGCAACGAGUUUCAGUCAGAACUCUGAUUCACUGAAACCAGAGACAAAUAUGAACAGCUCCUCUGUCCAUAUUGACAAUGACACGGCACUGGAAGACUGGUCAUCUGCAGGGAGCACCGCAGCCUGUGUGAUCCUGGGCAUGUGCUUCCUGGUGGGUACACCUGGGAACCUGCUGGUGGUGUGGACCAUCUUGAAGUAUGUGAAACAGCACUCUCACACGGUGCUGCUCAUCCUCCACCUGGCAGUCGCAGACCUUCUGGUGCUGAUCACCCUGCCGCUGUGGAUCUACUCGCUGGCCCGUUCCUGGGUGUUCGGAGAGGCCGUCUGCAAAGCCAUGGUGUACGUCAUCAAUGCCUGCAUGUACAGCAGCGUCUUCAUCAUCACCAUCAUGAGUGUGGGGCGCUUCCUGGCUGUCAGGUACCCUUUGAAAAUGCUGUAUUGGCAAAAUAAGACAUCCAUGUCCAAAAUACUGGCAGUGACCUGGAUCCUGUCAUUCAUUUUGGGGAUUCCUGUCAUCCUGACUCAGUAUCUAGAUGUUGAUGACGAUGGAGUGAAACACUGCUUGUACCGGGACUACAGCUCUGUGUCUUUUGAAGUCUUUUGUAUUUGUUUAGAGACUCUUCUUGGCUUUAUCAUUCCAUUUUUCACACUUGCGAUCUGUUACUGUCAAGUUGCCGCACAGCUCCGCAAGGUGCGCUUUAAGAUAAAGCAGAAAUCCAUCUUCCUCAUUGGUGGAGUGGUCGUGGCCUUCAUUUUGUGUUGGUUACCCCACCACAUCCUCAAUAUCGUAGGGAUGGUGGUUCUUCUAGGACAAUUAGAUGAACUGUCUCCUAUCCCAAAUAGUGUUGUCAUCAUUUCUGGAGCUCUGGCUUUUAUCAGUAGCUCAGUGAACCCUGUGCUUUAUAUGUUUGCUUCCAGAAACUUCCAUGGAAAUCUAAGGAAGUUUGGGAUAGUAAAGCUGUUUCAAGACUUAGCAACACAAACACCCCAAACAAAAGAAGGCUUCUUACAGGAUUCUGGACUGCAUAAUGGAAAUAUCCUGGAAGAACAAACGAAUUGUGAAAAGAGGGAACUCGUGGAUCUCUGAGUAACUCAUUAGAAGUUUAGAUUUUGUUUUUAAUGGUCAAAUUUAUUGAAAUGCCAUAAUCAAGUUGUUUUAAAUGUAUUGUUUUUUUAUUGAUCAGAGUUGUUCAAAUUCCUUUUGUGGUCAAAAUUGUUUUAAUGCCAUAGUUAUGUAAGACUUAAUAAAGAGGUA
Molecule: messenger RNA, 1350 nt
Organism: Rhinichthys klamathensis goyatoka
Lineage: Eukaryota; Metazoa; Chordata; Actinopteri; Cypriniformes; Leuciscidae
Exons: 1
Coding region: 85-1182 (365 amino acids)
Biological process (GO): G protein-coupled receptor signaling pathway
Cellular component (GO): membrane
Molecular function (GO): G protein-coupled receptor activity
Source: RefSeq, a predicted model, not a curated record